Molecule: messenger RNA, 675 nt
Organism: Orbicella faveolata
Lineage: Eukaryota; Metazoa; Cnidaria; Anthozoa; Scleractinia; Merulinidae
Product: U3 small nucleolar RNA-associated protein 6 homolog
Biological process (GO): maturation of SSU-rRNA from tricistronic rRNA transcript (SSU-rRNA, 5.8S rRNA, LSU-rRNA)
Cellular component (GO): small-subunit processome; Pwp2p-containing subcomplex of 90S preribosome
Molecular function (GO): protein binding; snoRNA binding
Source: RefSeq, a predicted model, not a curated record
AUGGCAGAAUAUGUUCAUCAAAAUCUGGAGGGCAUGUUGCCUGAACUGGAGGAAUUGGAGCGGAUGGGAGUGUUUUCAAGCGAUGAAAUCAGGACUAUCAUUCGAAAGAGAAGAGAGUUUGAAUACCGCUUGCAGAAGAGGAUUGUCCAGAAGACAGAUUUUCUAAGAUACAUGCAGUAUGAGAUUAACCUGGAUUUGCUGAAGAAGAAAAGAAAGUUGAGACUUGGUAUUAAACGGAAUUUACAUGGAGAGCAUGCGGUAUUGAGAAGAAUGCACAGUCUUUUUCAGAAUGCCUUGAAGAAAUUUUUGGGGGACAUCAAACUCUGGAUUCAGUACAUUGAGUUCUGUAAACACAUGGGGAGUGUAAGGAUUCUUGGAAAAGUUUUUGCCAGAGUUUUGCAGUAUCAUCCAAACAAACCAAACCUCUGGAUUAUGGCAGCAAAAUGGGAGUUUGAAGAAAACAAGAACAUUCCUAACAGUAGAUCGUUAUUACAGAAAGGACUGAGGGUUAAUCCUUCUUCACAGAAGCUUUGGUUGGAGUAUUUCAGAAUGGAACUCCUUCAUGUUGAAAAAAUUCAUAAUAGAAGGAAAAUUCUUGGAUUGAGUGCAACAGAUGAGGAACAGGUAUGUACCAUUGCUAUCCAUCUCAUAGACAGCAGUCUGCCGACCGGCUGA